This is a messenger RNA of Rhagoletis pomonella (apple maggot), 1291 nucleotides long. RefSeq lists its product as uncharacterized. The coding region runs from base 244 to 1005 and encodes 253 amino acids. The record is from RefSeq and is a predicted model, not a curated record. NCBI's taxonomy places the organism in Eukaryota, Metazoa, Arthropoda, Insecta, Diptera, Tephritidae. Gene Ontology annotation, cellular component: nucleus. The transcript has 2 exons.
CUAUUACGGUAUCCGACGAAUGCCAUCCGCGGGGAAUGCGAAUCGAAUUGAGAAGAUCUGGUAUUCUCAUAACCGAUCGGCAAUGGAGUUCGCGAAUAAAAAUUUGUUGAUAAAGCAGUUCGCGGAUUCACUGUAUUCCCAUAAUCGUAAUCGAAACGCAAUAAGUGUCUUUUGCUCUAAGUGUCAUUCGCUGAAUAAUUGUUGCGGAUUUAAUAAAAAAAAUUGAAAAUAUCACGCAAUAAGAUGGAGUUCAAUAAAAGAAGUCGUACCACAAACCGAGAACAAUUCGCUUUAAUGGCUGAACGGAUGAAGCUCAACGGGGGCAUUGCCAAAAGUAUGUCCAAUGAGCCACCAGAGGUAGUAUCCGUGUUCUGGACAUCACUUAGCACGGACUUAAAUGCGUUAGGACCUCCAACAAAGUCCCUUGCCGAGUGGAAAAAAGUAAGAAAGUUGAUUAUUUAUAAACCAAUUUUAUUAAACUUGAACUAUUUUCAGGUAUGGUCAGAUUUUAAAUCCUCCAUAAAGAAAAAAUUGUCUAACAACCGAAUACAAAUGCGAGCAACAGGUGGAGGUCCAAAUAGGGAGGUACAAUUGACUGCUUUGGAAGAGGAAGUUGCGCAGCUGGUGAAUAUUUAUGACGCCGUUGCGGGAGUCUCCGGCAGGCACUGUGGUACGCCACAAGGCCCAUCUCGUGGUAGCCACACAGACAGCGCAGCUUCCGAGCCAUCUACCAGUGGUGCAGUAAACAGGGAAGAAGCUGAUAAUAUGGAAAAUGCUGAAAAUUCAAAUGGAAACAGUUCUUCACCUACGUCUCCGCAACCUCAACAGAGAGUGCCACAAAGGAGAACCCAAUUGACGCUCCUUAAAACUCAGUUGGAUAUGCAAAAAAAAUAUUACGACAACGUCGUAUGUAAUUUAAAAAGUCAAAAAAGAAAAAUGGAAGAUGUAGCAAAUAAUUUAAAAAAAAAUGCAAAAAACAAUGAGCAGUCUCAACAACAACGUUGAGGGUAUGCGCUCCAUACUAGGGAACUUAGUUGCCGAGACAAAAAGACAUAAUUUGGUAACGGAACAAUUAUUGCGGCACAAGACCAAAGUUAAGGAGCAACUUUUAGAAUUGGAGAUACAGGGAGUGAAAAAUGCGCUAAAGAAGUAGUAGAUAUAGUUUAAGUUUAGCUAUGAAGGCAGCAAUACAUAUCUAGUUUAGCUUUAGCCAUGAAGGCAGCAAUACAUAUUUAGUUUAGCUUUAGCCAUGAAGGCAGCAAUUUUAUUUAUAAUAAAAUAAAACUUAUGA